AUGCCAAAGUGUUGGCAAGACAAUGUACCUGCUCCAAGUUUGUGUCCGUUCAGCUUGGCAUACUUGAAAGGCAUGGCUCGAGCAUCAAGUUUGAUGUUUUUGUUGCACAGAUUGAAAUGCAUGCGUGUGGAUUUGUCCACCGACUUCCCGAAGCUCUUCAGGUCUUGUCAGGCCAUUCAUGUGCACCAUGUGAAACAGCCAAGCCGAUUGGAAGAAGCCCUCACUGCCAUGAAGAUCAGUUGCAGGGGUAGCUUGAGGAAACCUACCAACAUUGUGCAAGCUGUCACGAUGAUCCAGCAACUGCAAGCUACUGGUACAUUGAAUGAUUGCAUGGCUUUUGUGAGGAAAUGGAACUCCAUGAGCGCAAAGCAGUUUCACUUUAGUGGCAAGAGGCUGAUCACAUUGAAGCUAUUGUUUGAAGAGGCGCCCAAGGAAGUGUUGCGAUCCAUUGUUGACCACGUGUCCCAGCACGGUUGGGAGCAGUGCACUUGGAGUGACGACAAUUUAUCGACCAAGAAAUUGUUUCCUCGCUAUCAGUUUCCAUCCAAGUCCAAGAGUUGGCUCCCUCGCUUGAAAACCUCAGAUGCAUCAACCAUGUUGGCAAUCCGGUUCUUGCAAAACAACAGAUCCAAAGGCCUGAGGAUCAAACCUGAUGUGGGUACAGUCGAGGAGGUCUCAAUGAAAGCGGCAGUGGCAGUCCAGCUGGCCAACGAGUUGGCCAAGAUGGUGCCAGCUUGGUUGGAAGCUUGGGUUGAGGGCAAUGCCAAAGUCGAUGUGGAGAUUGGUUCUAUCUUGAUGGACCGCAAGGAUGACCUGGAUCCUCGGAAAGACGUUCCUACGUUGCAAAGAUUGGUGAAUGAGCACUGUUUGACCAAACCCAUCACCACCACCAAGCAUGAAGAGAGUAGUUUAGUGCAGGACCAGUUCAAUCUGACCCUGAAGCAGAUGGAAUAUGACACCCAAUGCUACCAAACAUGGAUGAAGAAACACCGCGUGGCCAUGGCCAACCGUGAAGUGGCAAACAUGCAAUGGAAAAGGGACAAACGGUCCCAGUGCAUCACAGCAGCAGAUUCAUUCUUCAACUCAUGCUGCCGCUUGGUGGUGUGGGAUAGAAAGAUUGAGAAAGCAAUCCAGGAGGUCAUGAACUUUCGCCGCCAAGAUAUUGUGCCAAAGCUGGGCCUGGAUCAUGUUGGACAAAUGGCCCAAAUUGUCUACCUGAAUUGCUCAGCGCCUUCUUUGCUCUCUUCUCAGAAUCAAAGCCAUGCGAUUGAGCUUUUGACCUGGACUCUUGCAGACAACAUGCAGUCCCUUGGCCUAGUACUGCUUCCUGUACACACAUACCACAGGGGAAGAUUGCUUUUGGAAGAGACCAAGCUGAUCAAUGAACUACUGAAAGGAAACCACAACUUGGAUUGGGGGUUCAGCAUCUUGUUUGGAAGCAAAUCAGACGCCAGAGACAUGCGCCCCAUGGUGUACCAUGGAAGGAUGGUUUUUGCUUCGCCCUUGGAGAUUCAAAAGAAUGUCUUUUUCACCAGCAGUUUGCGACAACUGCAACGAACAGAGGAGAUUCCGCAGAUGCCCAGCCCACAAAUGAGGCAGGUGGAAAACUUGGACCCUGACAGCUUGCCUGAAGCAACAGACAUCCAUUCCCGGGUGAAAGGAGCCCAGAAGUAUGCUCAAAUUGGUAGCCCAGCUUGUGUGGCCUUGCUCAACUCAGUCUUCGAGGGUGCAAACUACGAUUCUCUUGGCCCUGGGAUGUUGAUUGUAGAUUGUCAUGUGGCAAUCGGUGACAUGUUGCAGGCCUUUGUGCACCAGUGGACCAGCCGUCCAGGGCUCUUUUACCUGGGUUUCUGCGAGGACCAGACUGAGGCAUCAUAUGUGGAACACGUGGUGAAAGAGGCAUUGACUGAGAAGUAUGCUUCUGGCACACCUUUGCCUUCAGGAGAAGUGGUGGACAUGAAAGUUCCAAAUGAUCUUUUGGAGAGCUUGCCAGCACCGCCAAAGUUGAACACUCUGGUGAUCCAAGACCAGAAGCUUUUCAUGCCAGCCAAUGUGGUGAAACAGUGGCGAAACCAUGAAAUUGUGGGCAAGGAGUUUCAAUCCUUUUUGGAUUCCUUCUUGGAGAGCUAUGAGAUCUUGGAAGCCACAGUCAUUGAUGUGGAACAAGAAGCAGGAAGUGAUGCCAAGCCCAACAAACGCCCAGCAGAUGGUCCUGGAGGGCCAAGUCGAAAGAAGCCUCGUAACCAGAUUGCUGACUCCCUCGUGAUUGAUGCAGAUUCCAUCGACAAGUCUCUCUUGUCAGAGUGCAAGGUUGGAUCGCGGGACCCCAUCUUUUUGCAGGUCAGGGCUUCGAACCACAUCUACCUGGUCAACAAGGGCUCCAAAGAUUGGCAAGCCAAUGAAAGUGUGAUUGCAGGUUUUGGGAAAGGAAGCUUCAAACUUUUGAAAGCAGACGAAGAAUGCCCUGAAUUUGCUGUGGAGCUGAGUUUGGCUGGAAGUGCGGAUUUGAUCUCUUUCGGUGGCAGUGUGAGAACUUUGGGGGACAUCCUCAAAGAAUUGAGGGGCAAGAACCCAGAUGUCAAAAUCACCUACUACAAGAUCAAUUUCGCAGCCGAUGAGCCCAACCAGUUCACCCUCCAGAAAACCCAUCGAGUGGCCUUUGUGCCACGACCAGAGGAACGUUCCAGCGAGAUGAAAGAUCACAAUGCUGCAGCCAAAGAAAAGUUGUCUCUGUGGCAAAGCAGUGAAUCUCUGGGUGUGCUGUGGUACAUGAAGCUCAGCGCUGUCAAGGGCUUAGUGCCUUUGAAACCGGCUUUGUUCUUGAAGGGGGCAGUGACCUUGCCACCUCAGAAAGCUUUGGUGGUGGUGAAGCCGUGA
Durusdinium trenchii is the source of this 2877-nucleotide messenger RNA. NCBI's taxonomy places the organism in Eukaryota, Dinophyceae, Suessiales, Symbiodiniaceae. The record is from the annotation of a GenBank genome assembly.